GUCACUUGAUCAUUUUCACUUUUGCGUUUUACAAGUAUAAGAUAUAAUGGCCGCGAAUUGAAAAAGUAAAAUAAUUUUUUUUUCAAGUUAUAUAUUAUUUAAAUUAUUAUAUUAAAAAAAAUUAAUGAAUAUACUAAUAUAUAAAACAAUAAAUUGGAAUAUUUUCUUAAUCUAGAAAAUAGUGGAUAAAUUUUUGAAUUGUUUUAAGCUUUGAAAGGAAAUUUUUAAUCUUUUCAUUGUACAUACAUACAUAUUUCGUAUUAAACGAUAUAUGUACAAAUAUGUCUUAAACUGUACUUCUUUGGACCUAAGAAUUAGAAAAAAGGAACAGGUUAUUCAAAAAAUAAAUAUUUGUCUACAAGAUCAACAAAUUUUUCCAAUAAAAUUAAAGUAAUAAAAAAAGGUAAAAAUUUUUGUAGGAAACAAAAGAAAAUUUAAAAAUCACAAAAUAUAUGAAGAAAAAGAACCCACAAAAAUCAAUAAAGAAUUUAAAAGAAAAAAUAAAACCAAUCUUCAAAUACAUACAUACAUACAUACAUAUGUAUUAUGUAAUUAGUGUAAAAAAACUCUAUUUUAAAAAGAAUUUGAAAACAAAAACUUAAGAGUGAAAAUAUAUAUACAUACUACAUACAUAAAUAAUUUUAAUUGAAAUUUAAAUUGAAUUGAAAUUUAAAAUAAAAGAAAGAAAUCAAAAUGAGUGUUAUUAUUCGAUUACAAAAUCUACCAUGGUCUGCAAAUGCUUUGGAUAUUCGAGCUUUCUUUCGUGGACUAUCAAUACCCGAUGGUGGAGUUCAUAUUGUUGGCGGUGAAAUGGGAGAUGCAUUUAUUGCCUUCAGCACUGAUGAAGAUGCCCGUCAAGCGAUGUCCUUAGAUAAAGGGAAAAUAAAUGAGGUUCAAGUUCGUUUAUUGUUAUCAUCAAGAGCUGAAAUGCAAAAAGUUAUUGAACAAGCUAGACAAAAUUCUUUAGCUAUGCAAAUGCAACGUUCUUCAAAUACCGCCGUUUUAAAUAAAGCAAAAUUAUUAACAGAAACUGUACAAAAUAAAUCACAAGAAGCAAAAAUUCCUCAACCACCAAUAAUAACUUCGAACACUUUGACAAACAUUUUAUCAAAUCAAUCUAAACAACAAUAUCCUGGUAUUUUGAAUAAUGAAAAUUCAUCUGAAUCUUAUAAGUCUGUGAAUGAUAAAGUGAUUGAAUCUCGAGAUCCUAGAAAUAUACCAGAAUCUCAAAGUAUAGAACGGAGUGAUCCUAGAUUAAGAAAUCGUAACCGUGACCGUUAUACGUCUCACUCACGUUCUUCAUCUCGUGAUAGAGAUCGUCGUCGAUCUAGUUCUAGAGAACGUUCAAGUCGAAAACGGGGAUAUGACAGAUCACGGAACAGAUCAAGGGAAAGAUCUCGCGAAAGAUCUAGAGAUAGAAGUCGUGAUCGUGAUAGAAGGUCUAAUAGAGAAAAAUAUAGACGUAGCAGAUCAAGAAGUCGAGAUGGGAGCACAGAUCGGUUUGGACGUCGUAAGCAGAAUUCACGUGAAAAAGAUUUAGUGGCAAAAAUUAAAGAAACCAAAGAAAUAGAUUCAAAGGAAGUAAAUAAAAGAGAUAAAGAUAAUAUCAGUUCAAAAAAUAAAAAUGAUGCAAAAAAUGCCAAAAGUAUUGAAGAGGAAGUAGCAAUGAUAUUAGACGAAGAUGAAGAUGAGGAAAAUGAGGUAGAACAACCACCCAUUCCUCCGCCAAAUAGUCAUAAACUGAGUACUCCGUUUGGAUUAACUAAUCAAUUUUUUCCAAACUUGUUGCAAGGUUAUACUACAAUCAGUCAAAAUAUGGAUCAAUUACAACAGCAACAAAAACAAAAUAGUUCUAUUACUUCUUUACCUCAAACACCAUUUCUUAACAACAAUAACGUCGAUAAUGCUAAACAACAAACAAAUUUUCAAAAUACUUUUGGGUAUCAAACUCAAUUACAAACCCCUAUAAAUACCAUGGCGCAAAAACCAUUAGGAUCAAUCCUAAGUAAUUCGAAUGCAGAUUCAAAUAAUAUAAAAAGUUCAAACGAAGCAUUUGAUGAAAAUAAAUUCAAAGAAAUGAUGAUGGCUAAUGAAAAUAAACUUUUGCAAAUGGGUCCCUAUGGAAAUUUACUUAAUAUGCCAAAUAUGCCAGGAGUUACAACAUUUCCUUAUCAGAACUUGAUGAAUCCGGUAGUAACCACUCCAAAUAAUUUAAAUUACAGGCAGCCUGCAAUGCCGUUUCAAAAUCCUUACACUAUGAUGGCAAAUUUAUCUAACCAAAUAGGGGGUAUAGAUAACUUUGCGACAAACCCUUUGUUACAACCAUCUUUGCAAAUGGAUAAUCAAGAUAAAGCCUUAACAAAAACGCCUACAAAUGUGCAAAAUACACCCAGUUUUCCUGGUGUUUUAACAAGUAAUAUUAGUAAAAAUUUGGAAAAUCUUAAUAAAUUUAAUGCUGUAGCCAAUCAAGUGAAAGCAAAAAUUGAUGCGCAGGGUAAUUUAAACGCUUCAAGACAGAAUGAGUCUUUUCGUGAUCCUAGACAGGAAAAAAGGAGUAGAUGGGAUCCUACCACAUCAGACUCUAAUAAAAAUAAUCAGAAUAAAAAUUCUAAUUACAUGGAUUUAAAAAAUAAUCAAGAAGGAAAUAUUAAUAAUAAUGUUAACCCAUUUAGCAACGUGAACUUUGAUAACAAGUCAAAUUCUGAUCGCAGAAACGAUAAUCAACUUGAUAGAACUUACAAACAACCAGAAAUUAUGUCUCCCAAAAAUGAUGAACCAAUAUUUGGAAUGCAUUACGGAACAAAUACAUUUAAAUCCAAUAAUAAUGAAAGAAAUGCACGAGGUAGAUUUGAAGACAAAAAUAAAGAUAAAAAAGUUGAAAAUGAGGUUCGUGGUAAAUGUGUAAAAAUUAGUAACCUUGAUGCUGGUUCAGCUCAAUACAGUCAGAUAAGACGGUUUUUUAAUGGAUUAUAUGUUGCAAAUAAUGGUAUUAAGAUGAUUAAUAAUGAAGAUGGUAACAGAACUGGUGUUGCUUACGUUCGCUUUGUAAGAACUGAAAGUAAACCAAAAGCUUUAAUGAGAAAUCAGUGCUAUUUAAAAGAUAGAAAAUUAAAAGUAGAAAGUGUAACUGAUGAGGAAUUCGAUAAUCAGGUUGAUUCAUAUAAGCCAUCCAAAAGAUCAGAUGAUUACAGAAAUAGAGAUGAUCGACAUCAAAAUUAUAAAGAUAAAGAUGAAGAUGAUUUUGAUAAAAGGGGUGGAAAAUAUAAAGAAUAUGAUUCCGGUAAUGAAGAAUCAGAUGAAGAUGAUGAUGUCAAAAUUUCUAAGGAUAAAACAGAUAAAGAUAGUGAAGCAAUUCUUAAAAUUCUUGACUUGCCGUUGUUAACAACUGAGUUAGAUAUAAUGAAAAUGUUUUCAUCUUAUACAAUACUUGAUAUAUUGUUAGAUAAAGAUCCCAAAAAUCGUCGUCAAAUGUAUUGCUUGGUAAAAUUUCAUCGAAGUUCAGAAGCUAAGUCUGCUUACGAAAAUAAAUCACUACAUUUAUUAGGUCACAGAAAUGUUAUAGUAAAAUGGUCAUCAGAGGCACAAUUUUCAAAAUUAAAAGCAAGUUUGGAUGGUUCUGAUGAUAAUCAAAAUACAAAUUCAGAAAAUGUAAAUACAAAUGACAACGAUAGUAAAAAUGAGAAAACUGAAAAUACUGACCAAAAUCUAGAAACAAAUUCAAUACAUUCCGAAAAUGUAGAAGAUGAAAGUACAGAUAAAAGUGAGAAUGCUCCUAAAUUUGGAUCAUUUUUAGAAAAAUAUGAUACAAACAGUAAUCAUUCUAACACAGCGAACAUACCAAGUCUUUUAAGCUUAAAUCCAAUAGAAAUUCCAGUGGUUGAUGAAACGCCGAUAGAAUCGAGACGUCGUCAAAAUCCAAUGCAAUAUAAUAAUGAACAAAAUAUUCGAUCACUUGAUUUUAAACGUUUCGUUUACCUGCGUAAUUGUGUUUAUAAAUUGAAACAAUUAGAUUACGCAAACUUUUUCCGUACAAUAAAUUUAGAACCAGUUAGAAUUGAAAUAAUAUAUUCAAACGGCCGACCAAAUGGUGAUUGUGUCAUUGAAUUCGAUAGCCAAUUAGAUGCUGAAAGAGCCUUAACAAAAAAUAAUCAGCAGUUUUGUGGUAGAAGCUGCAGAAUCGAAAUAAUUAAUGCAAAUCAAGCUGCUGAUAAAAUAGGAGAUGAUAGUAUAAGAAUGAAUCCCAACGCAUUAUUACCACCAAGUACGAAUUUAUUUGGUAGUUCCAAUUUGUUUAGCGAAAAUAAUAAUAAUCCGUUUAAUCGAAACUCUAAUGAUUUUGGUUUUAACAACAGAAUGAAUUCUGAUAUGAGAAAUAACCGAAGUAGUGGAAUGGGAUCAUUUGAGCGUAAUGGUCGAUAUGAUAGAGAUCGUCAAGAUGGAAAUCGCGACGAUAAUAAUAGAAAUAGGCAUUUUGGCGAUCAAGAUCGAAGAUCAAAAUUUGAUAAUAACGGUAGACGCUCCAGAUAUGAUAACAAUAAUCGAAAAGGUGGAGGAAACGACCGAACAAAUCAAGAUAAUUUUAGCGAAAAUUCAAAAGACAAAGAUUUCGAUGACAACCAUUUUGGAAAUAAAAAUGACGAAGACGAACGUAAUAAUUCAGUGGAAAACAGACCUGUGAAUAAUAUGAACAUUAUUUCAAAUUCAUCAGUUGAUCAAUUUGGAAAACCAGACUGUGUUUUAGCUUUAUCAAACGUUCCAUAUAAGGCGGAUACCAACCAGAUAUUAGAGCUUUUUUCUGAUUUUGAUGUUUCUCCACAAAGUGUUAUCCGGCGUUACAAUGAUAGUGGACAACCGACAGGAGAUGCAAGAAUCGCAUUUGUUUCACCUGAAGAAGCUAAGCGUGCAUUGAAUGAAGUAAGAAAUCAAAAGAUAUUCAAUAGAGUUAUUCAUUUAAAUUUAUUAAGUAAGAGCUUUUAAAGAAUUAUUAUAUGAAUUAUGAAUUUUAAUAAGUUAGUUAUAAAUUAUUAUAUUACUGCAUUAGUUUAGGUUACUAAAUAAAAAUAGUAAUUAGCGAUAGUUCUUGUAAAAUAUUAUGGGAUUUCUUGCAAGAAUCUUAUAUGUUGUAUAAAUUGAUUGAAAAUGUAUUUAUAGUUAAUAUCAUAUUAUAGCUUUUAGAUAUUACUUUUUUUCUUAAAAUA
This is a messenger RNA of Condylostylus longicornis, 5198 nucleotides long. RefSeq lists its product as uncharacterized. Gene Ontology annotation, molecular function: RNA binding. The transcript has 3 exons. The record is from RefSeq and is a predicted model, not a curated record. Gene Ontology annotation, biological process: regulation of RNA splicing. Bases 694 to 4977 code for a protein of 1427 amino acids. NCBI's taxonomy places the organism in Eukaryota, Metazoa, Arthropoda, Insecta, Diptera, Dolichopodidae. Gene Ontology annotation, cellular component: ribonucleoprotein complex; nucleoplasm.